GGCACCGCGUGGCUACUCUGUCAGAUGUAAACAAAGCCGUAGUCCUUUCGGUUUAAGCCUAAAAUAAAACUUCACACGACCAAAUUAUUGUAAGGUGGUUCCACAUAACGGGAUCAUGAAGUUUUUGGACCUUUUUGGGCGCCUAAAAUCUGUGGUUAUUGGGAUGAUUCAUGUUAAAGCCUUACCAGGCACCCCCCUGGGCUGUAUGAAAAUGUCCCAAAUCACUGAAGAAGCAUGCAGGGAGGCCGCCAUGUACCGUGACGCAGGGAUUGAUGGUGUGAUCAUUGAGAACAUGCAUGAUAUCCCUUACUCAUUCUCCGUGGGCCCUGAGGUGUCCGCCUGUAUGACCGCAGUAUGCGCUGCAGUGAGAAGCAUGUGUCCAGGCCUGCCGCUUGGGGUCCAGAUCCUGUCUGCUGCUAACCAGCCGGCUCUGGCAGUAGCUCUGGCUUCAGGUCUGGAUUUCGUCAGGGCUGAGGGUUUUGUCUUUUCUCACGUGGCUGAUGAGGGUCUCCUGAACGCCUGCGCCGGAGACUUACUGAGAUAUCGCAAGCAGAUCGGAGCCGAGCACGUGCACAUCUUCACCGACAUCAAAAAGAAGCACAGCUCCCAUGCCCUGACAUCAGAUGUGAGCAUUGAAGAGACGGCCCGUGCCGCCGAGUUCUUCCUCUCGGAUGGACUCAUAAUCACAGGAGCAGCCACUGGAGUGCAGGCGGACCCGCGGGAGCUCAGAGAGGUUUCCCAGUCUGUGACAAUCCCAGUGCUGAUUGGUUCUGGAGUGACCUAUGACAACGUUGAACGCUACCUUGAUGCAAACGGGAUGAUCAUCGGUUCUCAUUUCAAGCAGGGUGGCCACUGGGCCAAUGCCGUCGACCCGGAGAAAGUGAAGAGGUUCAUGGGAAAGAUACGUGAGCUUCGAAAAUGAGAGCCUGUCAUCAUGACCAGUGCCUUUGACAUGUUAAUUACUGUGUGUACUGCCUCAUUAAACACAUACAGCCACCACCUUAAGAAAACAAGACUUUAUUUUUUUUUUUGUACAUUUUAUAAAUACACACAAAUAGAAAAACAUAUUGAACUGUAUUUACACUUCUAAAAUUAAAAAUGUGCCUUACAUGAAAAAGUGAGAACCUGCUGAAAAGGUGUACAUUUUGUGCAAAAUGGUUGACCCUAUACAAAACAUUACCAGUGGUUGUGUAAUUAUUUCUUAAGGAGACUCAAACAAAAGGAGCAUUUAUUAUCUCAGGAAAUUCACAGAUGUUUUCAAACAAAGUGACUACUGUACAGGUCACCGUGAUAUGAAAUUAGCUGUUAUUACACAGGCACA
Etheostoma spectabile (orangethroat darter) is the source of this 1321-nucleotide messenger RNA. RefSeq lists its product as uncharacterized. Bases 116 to 922 code for a protein of 268 amino acids. The transcript has 7 exons. NCBI's taxonomy places the organism in Eukaryota, Metazoa, Chordata, Actinopteri, Perciformes, Percidae. The record is from RefSeq and is a predicted model, not a curated record.